This is a messenger RNA of Galeopterus variegatus (Sunda flying lemur), 501 nucleotides long. RefSeq names its product putative tripartite motif-containing protein 61. The record is from RefSeq and is a predicted model, not a curated record. The transcript has a single exon. NCBI's taxonomy places the organism in Eukaryota, Metazoa, Chordata, Mammalia, Dermoptera, Cynocephalidae. Gene Ontology annotation, molecular function: zinc ion binding. The annotation marks the transcript as partial.
GCCUUUGAGAAAGGAGAUUCCUCAGGCAGAAACCCUCCUGGCACAGUGGCCUCUAUUAUAGCCUCCCUGGCCAAGCUCCAGGCAGAUGCCAGCUGCCCCAUCUGCCUGGAUUACCUGAGGGACCCAGCAACCACUGACUGCGGGCACAACUUCUGUGGCUCCUGCAUCCAUCGGUGCUGGGAAGACCUGCAGGACAUCUUCCUCUGUCCCAUCUGCCUCCACCACUGCUCUGACAACAGCCUCAAGAGGGACACCCAGUUAUGCCACAUGACUGACAUUGUUAAGCAGCUUCCCACCCGGAGGAGCAAGAAGAAACAUCAGGAAGAGAAACCCCUGUGUGAGAAACACAGUAAGGUUCUGGAUCUCUUCUGUGAGAAGGACCUGGCCCUACUGUGUCCCCAGUGCAGGGUGUCCUCUGACCACCAGGAUCACCACCUGACACCCACAGAGCAAGCUGCAGAGAGUCACAGGAGGAAGCUCAAAAGCUGCUCAAGCCACUAA